AUGUAAAUUUUAGGUUGUAAAAUUCACGCAGUCCCAAAAUUUUACUUCGCAAUUUAUCUUAAAAAAAGAGAGCAAAAACCCGCUAUCUUUCAACUGUAUCCCAGCCGCAACAGAUAGAGAGAGGGAGAGAGCAAUCCCAUUGGAAAAAAAUGGAGGACGAUGAAGAAGAGCCACCGCUCGCUAUUCAAAUCGACGAAGAAAUCAAACACUCAACGCAGCGACCACCAAACGACGACGUUUCCGUCGGAGUAACCGUCAUCACAGGCUACCUCGGCUCCGGCAAAUCCACUCUGGUGAAUCACAUACUGAAUUCACAACACGGGAAGAGAAUAGCGGUGAUAUUGAACGAGUUCGGCGAAGAAAUCGGCGUGGAAAGAGCCAUGAUCAACGAAGGCGAUGGAAAUGGCGGAGCCAUCGUCGAAGAAUGGGUUGAGCUAGCAAAUGGCUGUGUUUGUUGCACUGUGAAGCACAGUUUGGUCCAAGCACUCGAGCAACUUGUGCAGAGGAAAGAAAGACUUGAUCAUAUAUUAUUGGAGACCACCGGGUUGGCGAACCCGGCUCCACUUGCUUCUAUUCUUUGGUUGGAUGAUCAGCUUGAAUCAUCGGUCAAGCUCGACUCGAUUAUCACUGUUGUUGAUGCCAAAAACCUUCGGUUUCAGCUCAGUGAGCGCCGAAAUUCAUCUUCAUUUCCUGAAGCAUUUUUCCAGAUAGCAUUUGCGGAUAUUGUAAUUCUUAACAAGGUUGAUUUGGUUUCUCCAGAGGGCUCUGGAGGUGUCCUAGAGGAACUGGAGAAGGAAAUUCAUAACAUUAAUUCCCUUGCCAGUAUCAUUCGUUCUGUUCAGUGUCAAGUUGACUUGCCCAAGAUAUUGAACUGUCGGGCCUAUGAGGCUACACAUGCUGCUCAUUUAGAAGCAUUGUUGGAAGAAAGCCGUUCUCUAUCUACCAAAGAUCUUCAUGAUAGUGGUGUGAGAACCUUAUGCAUUUGUGAGCCACGGCAGGUUGAUCUUGAUAAGGUUCGUUUAUGGCUUGAGGAGAUUCUUUGGGAUAAAAAAUAUGGUAUGGAUGUGUAUCGCUGCAAAGGAGUUCUAAGUGUUCAAAAUUCUGAUCAGUUACAUACUUUACAGGCUGUGAGGGAGAUAUAUGAGAUUGUUCCAGCUCGCAAAUGGAAAGGGGUAGAAAAUCAGAUGAACAAGAUAGUUUUUAUAGGUCAUAAUCUGAAUGAGGAUGUUCUUAAUGAUUCCUUCAGAACUUGUACAACUUCUUAAUUUCUAAUACUAGCAGUUAAUUGUCAUUACAUCUCAAUGUUAGAAAGUUAAGCUGUAAAUCAUGAUCUGGAUAGAAUAGGAUAUCAGUCCUAGAAUCUUCACUGGUUCUAGAAAUUUCUUUAUUCCUUGAAGUCCUACAUCAAGCAUUAUCAGCAAGAAAUUUGGAUGAUCCAACUUGUUUCUAAUAUUUGUAUUCUAUUUUUUCUCCCAUGUUAAAUUUUGGUUACAAAUUGCAUGAGAAUUGGUUACUUUAACUU
Molecule: messenger RNA, 1522 nt
Organism: Quercus lobata
Lineage: Eukaryota; Viridiplantae; Streptophyta; Magnoliopsida; Fagales; Fagaceae
Product: Cobalamin biosynthesis CobW-like protein
Exons: 9
Coding region: 150-1265 (371 amino acids)
Cellular component (GO): cytoplasm
Source: RefSeq, a predicted model, not a curated record